This is a messenger RNA of Nicotiana tabacum (common tobacco), 8860 nucleotides long. Lineage: Eukaryota; Viridiplantae; Streptophyta; Magnoliopsida; Solanales; Solanaceae. The record is from RefSeq and is a predicted model, not a curated record.
AGAUAUUCAUGUUUAUGUUCGGCGCAGUUUGCGAGAUGUUUUCAGGAAGGUCCCUACGUUUGUUCUGGAAGUAAAGGUUGGUUUAUUACACGGUGUGAUGUCAGAUAAAGAAUAUAAUGUCAUUCUUGAUUGUUUCUACAUGAAUUUCUCUGAGAACCCAACACUUCCACCUAGUUUCCGCAGCAGCACAUCUGCUUCAAAAGAUACAAUAAAAAUGCUGGCUGAUAAAGUGAACGUGAACAGUCAAAUACUCCUAUCACGAACGGUUACCAUAAUGGCUGUGGAAGUGGGCUAUGCCUUGCUGGAGUUGUGGAACGACACUCAUGCGGGGUCAUGCUUGGCUCAUGUUGCGCUUGAAGGUCUUUGGGUGUCGUACCGAAUGACAUCAUUAUGUGAGGCGGACCUUUACAUAACUAUCCCAAAGUUCUCUGUUUUAGAUAUUCGCCCAGAUACAAAGCCUGAAAUGAGGCUGAUGCUUGGGUCGUGCAUUGAUGCUCAUUCACAGAACUCUCCUGAAACUGAUGUUGGAUUUCCAACUUCAACAAUGUUUGUGAUGGACUGCAGAUGGAGAUUGUCAUCUCAAUCAUUUGUUCUUCGGAUACAGCAGCCUCGCAUUCUUGUUGUACCAGACUUUCUACUAUCUGUUUGUGAGUAUUUUGUGCCAUCUUUGGGAGCGCUAACUGGUAGAGAGGAGAUCAUGGAUCCCAAGAAUGAUCCUAUUAGCAAAAACAACAGCAUAAUACUCUCUGCUCCUCUUUACGAGCAGAAAGAGGAUCUAGUAUUAUUAUCUCCCAAUAGACAGCUAGUUGCGGAUGCUGUAGGGAUUGAUGAGUACACGUAUGAUGGUUGUGGAAAAACACUACGCCUGACCGAUAAGGUGGAAGUGAAAGGGAUCCAUUCAUCAGGAAUUCAACAUAUCAUCAUUAUUGGACGUGGCAAGAGGCUGAGAUUUGUCAAUGUGAAAAUUGAGAAUGGUUUGCUUUUAAGGAGAUAUACUUACCUGAGCAACGAAAGCAGCUAUUUGGUCUGCCAAGAGGAUGGUGUGGACGUAAUGUUUUCUGACAGUAAUUCUGACAAUGAUGAAAAUGGUAUGAAGUCCAUGGAAGAAUUGUUAUAUAAUUCAGAUGCUUCCGAUUUUGACCCUAAUGGAUCUAGUAAAAUACAAAGCUUCAGUUUCGAGGCUCAGGUUGUCUCUCCUGAAUUCACAUUUUAUGAUAGUAGUAAAUCAUCUUUGGAUGACUUUGCUCAUUGUGAGAAGCUCCUCCGGGCGAAAAUGGACCUUAACUUCAUGUAUGCAGCUAAAGAAAGUGAUACAUGGAUCCGGGGACUUGUAAAGGAUUUAACUGUUGAGGCUGGCUCUGGUCUUAUUAUUAUUGACCCAGUUGAUAUAUCUGGAGGAUAUACUUCUGUGAAGGAUAAAACGAACAUAUCAUUAUUGUCAACGGAUAUAUGUGCCCACCUAUCUCUUGGUGUUGUCUCCCUUUUACUCAAUUUGCAGAGUCAGGCAACCACUGCUUUACAUUUUGGGAGUGCUGAUCCCCUGUUGCCUUGUACUCAGUUUGACAGAAUUUGGGUUUGUCCCAAAGAGCAUGGGCGUCUUAACAACCUUACAUUCUGGAGGCCCAGAGCACCGUCGAACUAUGUUAUUCUGGGAGAUUGUGUCACAUCAAGACCAAAUCCUCCAUCACAAGCUGUUGUCGCUGUGAGCAAUACAUAUGGGCGUGUUAGGAAGCCCCUUGGUUUCAGGCUGAUAGGUUUAUUUUCUGAUAUUCAAGGAUCUGAGAAGGUACAAGAUGCUGAUGAUUGUUCUCUUUGGCUGCCUAUUGCACCGCCUGGAUAUGUCACAAUGGGUUGUGUUGCUCAUAUAGGAGCACAACCACCUCCUAAUCACAUAGUUCAUUGCAUACGUUCUGAUUUGGUAACAUCAAUGAUGCUUUUGGAAUGUAUCUUUAGCGUUGCUGCUAAUACUGCAUUCACAUCAGGUUUCGGUAUUUGGCGUUUGGAUAAUGCUCUUGGGUCAUUCUAUGCCCAUCCAUCUAGUAGUCAUCCUCAUAAAAGCUGUUGUUUUGAUCUGAAUAAUCUUCUUCUUCUGAGCUCAAGUUGGUAUAAUUCUUCCUUAAAAGUACCUACUGUAGAUUUAACUAGGGAGAGCGAGCACCUGCAUCUCCAGACAAGUAAACAGAGUGCAACUUCAUCAGGAUGGGACAUUAUCAGAUCAAUUUCUAAAGCGACCUCUUGUUAUAUUUCAACUCCAAACUUUGAGCGGAUCUGGUGGGACAGGGGUAGUGAUCUUCGCCCUGCAGUCUCUAUAUGGAGACCUAUAAGACGUCCUUGUUAUGCAGUACUGGGUGACUGUAUUACCGAAGGCUUAGAACCACCUCCCCUUGGUAUAAUCUUUAAGGCUGACAACCCUGAACUUUCUGCAAAGCCUGUGCAAUUUACAAAAGUUGCUCAUAUUGCGGGCAAGGGACUGGAGGAAGCUUUCUUCUGGUACCCGGUUGCUCCUCCUGGUUAUGCUGCUUUGGGUUGUGUAGUGACACGUAGCAAUGAAGCACCUGAUCUGGAUUAUUUUUGCUGCCCAAGGAUGGAUCUUGUUAGUCAAGCUAAUGUUCUUGAGAUGCCCAUUUCAAGAUCUUCAGGCUCCAGAGCUUCUCAGUGCUGGAGCAUUUGGAAAGUUGACAAUCAGGCUUGCACGUUCCUUGCACGCUCUGAUCUGAAAAAACCUUCCAGUAGAUUGGCAUUUACUCUUGGUGAUUCAGUGAAGCCAAAGACAAGGGACAACAUAACAGCUGACAUGAAAAUCAGAUGCUUUUCUGUGACUCUAUUGGACAGCUUAUGCGGAAUGGUAACACCUCUUUUUGAUGCAACAAUUACUAAUAUUAAGCUUGCAACACAUGGGCGACUAGAGGCAAUGAAUGCUGUUCUCAUUUCUUCAAUGGCUGCUUCCACCUUCAACACGCAAUUAGAAGCGUGGGAGCCACUUGUUGAGCCUUUUGAUGGAAUAUUUAAGUUUGAGACUUAUGAGACCAAUUUACAUCCGCCUUCAAGAGUUGGUACAAGGGUAAGAGUUGCUGCAACCAGCAUUUUGAACAUAAAUCUGAGUGCAGCAAAUCUUGAUGUAUUGGGGCAAGCUGUCGAGUCAUGGCGAAAGCAGAGAGAACUGGAAAAGAAAGCAAUUAAGAUUAAGGAAGCUCGUUCUGGGAAUGCACAUCAAGAUAAUACUAGUUUUGUGGCACUGGAUGACGACGAUUUUCGGACGGUGGUGGUCGAAAAUAAACUUGGGUGUGACAUGUACCUGAAAAAAGUUGAGCAAAACUCAGACGUAUUUGAGUUACUACCUCCUGAUAAUUCUGUUUCUGUAUGGAUUCCACCUACAAGGCAUUCUGACAGAUUAAAUGUUGCCAAUGAGUCAAGGGAACCUCGACGUUAUGCUGCUGUGCAGAUAGUUGAAGCCAAGGGUCUGCCUGUCAAUGAUGACGGCAAUAGCCAUAACUUCUUCUGCGCUUUGCGCUUGGUUGUGGAGAAUCAGGAUUCAAAUCAACAAAAGCUUUUUCCUCAGAGUGCAAGGACGAAAUGUGUGAAGCCACUAAUUACUAGAAAAAAUAACGUGGAUGAAGGCACCACUAAAUGGAAUGAACUCUUCAUAUUUGAAGUUCCUUUGAAGGGGCUGGCAAAGCUGGAAGUGGAGGUGACAAACCUUUCUGCAAAGGCCGGAAAAGGUGAGGUUGUUGGCGCAUCGUCCUUUUCCGUUGCACAUGGUCCAAGUAUUCUAAAGAAGGUUGCUUCACUCAGAAUGCUGCAUCAAGUGUCUGACGUUGAAAACUUUGGAUGUUAUCCUCUAAGAAGAAGGUAUGAUUUCCAGGGCCAACUUAACAGUAAUGAGACAAAUUCUUGUGGCUGCCUUUUUGUCUCAACGUCUUACUUUGAGAAGAAAAUAGUAUUAAACUUCGAAAAUGAUGAGGGAGAAAAGAGUGGUGCUAGUGAUACAGGGUUUUGGGUAGGACUUACACCUAAAGGUCCAUGGGAGAGCAUCCGCUCCUUCCUACCGCUAUCAGUGGUCACCAAAACAUUGGGAGAUGAUUUUGUGGCUUUAGAGGUUGUCACCAAAAAUGGAAAAAAGCACAUAAUUUUUCGGGCACUUGCUACAGUUACGAAUGAUUCAGAUAUCACAUUGGAUAUUUCGCCAUGUCACGAGUCCAUGAUUCAUACUCAGGAUCUAUCUUCAGAAGGUAGAAAUUAUAGCAUAUUUGUUGAGGAGAUUUUUGAGAAUCAACGCAAUCAUCCAGUUUCUGGUGGAAAUGACCCAGGGCGGUGGAGCACUAGGGAUUAUGCCUAUUCCUCAAAUGACUUUUUUGAACCUACCCUGCCUCCUGGAUGGAAAUGGAUAUCGUCUUGGACGGUUGACAAAUCUCAGUUUGUUGACAUUGAUGGAUGGGCAUAUGGACCUGAUUUUCAAACCUUGAAGUGGCCACCAAAUUCUUCCAAGUGUAGCACAAAGUCGGCUCACAAUACUGUUCGUCGAAGACGUUGGACUCGUACAAGGCAGCAAGUUAAGGAGAGGGGUGCAAAUAACACAGAUCACAUUGUUACUAGUCCUGGUUCUUCGGCUAUCUUACCUUGGAGAUGCAUGUCCAAGGACUCUAACCACUGUUUACAAGUUCGUCCACCUUGGUUAUUCUCAGANCGCCUUGAUUAUUCUCAGACUCCUUAUUCGUGGGGUCAUCCUAUUGCUGUGGGCUCUGUCUUUGGCUUGGGUAAGGACCAAACAUCUAUCGAAAGCAGUGCACUUUCUCGACAAAAUACUGUAAGGCAGGGAAACAAAAUACCUAUUUCUGCAUUGAAGCUAAACCAGCUUGAGAAAAUGGAUCUACUUUUAUGUUGUCCUGGUGGCAGUGGUAAACAGCUUUGGCUCUGUGUUGGUACAGAUGCCUCUGUUCUUCACACAGAGCUAAAUGCCCCAGUUUAUGAUUGGAAACUAUCAAUUAGUUCUCCCUUGAAAUUGGAGAAUCGGCUUCCUUGUGGAGCUGACUUCACGAUCUGGGAAAAACUGAAAGAUGGCAACACUGUAGAGCGACAUCGGGGUUUUAUGUCAUCCCGGGAGACCGUGCACAUAUAUUCUGCGGAUGUGCGCAAUCCUAUAUAUCUGAUGUUAUUUGUUCAAGGUGGUUGGGUUAUGGAAAAGGACCCCGUACUCAUCUUGGAUCUUACGAGUAACAAUCAUGCUUCUUCAUUUUCUAUGGUUCACCAACAAAGAAAAAGGAGGUUGCGGAUUAGUGUUGAACGUGACAUAGGAGGAACUACUGCUGCUCCUAAAACCAUACGGUUCUUUGUUCCAUAUUGGAUUAGCAAUGACUCAUUCUUGUUUUUGGCUUAUCAAGUUGUGGAAAUUGAGCCAUUGGAAAGCUCAGAUGUAGAUUCACUUUCACUUUCCAGAGCUGUUAAAUCAGCUAAACUAGCAUUGAAAACUCCCCCUACUUCAGUGCUCAGUAGACAGAUAGGUGCAAGGAAAAACAUUCAAGUACUUGAAGUUAUUGAAGAUUCCAGUCCAACACCCAGCAUGCUUUCUCCACAACACUAUGUUGGCCGCGGUGGUGUCAUGUUGUUUUCAUCGCGUAAUGAUGCCUAUCUUUCAUCACGGGUUGGCAUUGCUGUGGCUCUUCAAAAUUCUGAGAAUUUCAGUUCUGGGAUAUCUCUUCUUGAGCUGGAAAAGAAGCAACGUGUUGACGUCAAGGCCUUUGGUGCGGAUGGAUUUUAUUACAAGCUUGCGGUGGUACUGCGCAUGACUUCAGACAGAACAAAGGUCGUCCAUUUUCAACCACAUAGCUUAUUUAUCAAUAGGGUUGGAUGUAGUGUGUGCCUGCGUCAGUGUGAUUCUCAGUCAGUGGAAUGGAUUCAUCCUUCAGAUCCUCCAAAACAUUUUUCAUGGCAGUCUACUAAAGUGGAACUUUUAAAGUUGCGGCUUGAUGGAUAUGAUUGGAGUGCACCAUUUAGUGUUGAUAGUGAAGGUGUUAUGUGUAUUUGCUUGAAAGAUCAGAUCACUGAUAACCUAAUGCAUCUCAAGGUUGAAGUGAGGAGCGGAACAAAAAGUUCACGCUAUGAAGUCAUACUUCGUCCCAAUUCUUUCACCAGUCCUUACAGGGUCGAAAACCGCUCAUUGUUUUUACCUAUACGUUUCCGGCAAGUGGAUGGUGCUAAUAAUUCAUGGAAAUUUCUUCCUCCCAAUGCCUCAGCUUCCUUUUCUUGGGAAGAUCUUGGUCGAAGACGAUUGUUGGAGGUCUUGAUUGAUGGAUCUGAUCCUGCAGCAUCACUGAUUUAUAAUAUUGAUGAGAUAUGUGAUCAUCAGCCCAUCCAUGUCUCUGGAGGACCUGAGAAAGCUUUACAUGUCAUUAUCCAAAAAGAAGAGAAAGUUAAUGUAGUCAAAAUCAGUGAUUGGAUGCCUGAAAGUGCAACCUACGCUAUUUUGAAUAGAAAUCCUUCUUUAUUACCCUCUUCUGGAACUAGUUCUGUGUCUCAGCAAACACUUUCUAACACAGAGAGUGAAUUCCAUUUCAUUGUUGAGGUCGCAGAGCUUGGAUUAUCAGUUAUUGAUCAUACACCAGAAGAGAUAUUAUAUCUGUCAGUCCAGAAUCUUGUGCUCUCAUAUUCAACAGGAUUGGGGUCUGGAGUCAGCCGGUUAAAAGUAAGAAUGAGGGGUAUUCAAGUGGACAAUCAAUUGCCUUUAACUCCAACCCCAGUACUCUUCAGGCCGCAGAGAGUUGGACAAGAGAACGAUUAUGUUUUGAAAUUUUCACUGACGCAGCAAUCUAAUGGAUCAUUAGAUCUAUGUGUAUAUCCAUACAUAGGUUUCCAAGGACCUGAAAAUUCUGCCUUUCUAAUUAAGAUUCAUGAGCCAAUAAUUUGGCGACUGCAUGGGAUGAUUCAGCAAACCAAUCUAAGUCGAUUGUACAAUACAGAAACUACUUCAGUCUCUGUUGAUCCCAUAAUACAGAUUGGUGUUCUCAACAUAUCCGAGGUCCGCCUGAAGGUUUCUAUGAUCAUGUCCCCAACACAAAGGCCAGUGGGUGUUCUAGGGUUUUGGGCUAGUCUGAUGACUGCGCUUGGAAACACUGAAAAUAUGACUGUCCGGAUAAACCAAAGAUUUGUGGAAAAUGUAUGCAUGAGGCAUAGUGUUAUGAUUGGUAGUGCUAUCGCGAACAUUAAGAAGGAUCUUCUUAGCCAACCUCUCCAGCUACUGUCUGGUCUUGAUAUAUUAGGCAAUGCCAGUAGCGCACUUGGACACAUGAGUAAAGGUGUUGCUGCGUUAUCAAUGGAUAAGAAAUUUAUUCAAAGCCGACAGAAACAGGAGAGCAAAGGUGUGGAGGACUUUGGUGAUGUUAUUAGAGAAGGUGGAGGAGCAUUUGCAAAGGGUCUCUUUCGAGGUGUCACUGGAAUUUUAACCAAACCCUUGGAAGGUGCCAAAGCUUCAGGAGUUGAGGGUUUCGUACAGGGUGUGGGGAAAGGGUUAAUUGGUGCUGCUGCUCAACCUGUUAGUGGUGUCUUGGAUCUUUUGUCAAAAACAACUGAAGGUGCCAAUGCUAUGAGAAUGAAAAUAGCAUCUGCUAUUGCUUCUGAAGAUCAACUCCUUCGAAGGAGGCUGCCUCGAGUGAUAAGUGGUGAUAAUCUUGUUCGACCCUAUGAUGAGUUUAAAUCACAAGGACAGGCAAUCUUGCAACUAGCAGAAUCUGGAUCAUUUUUUGGCCAGGUUGACCUUUUUAAAGUACGUGCGAAGUUUGCCUUGACCGAUGCCUAUGAAGACCAUUUCAUGCUACCUAAAGGAAGGAUAAUUCUUGUUACUCACCGGAGGGUUAUUCUGUUGCAACAACCUUCAAAUCUUAUUGCACAAAAGAAGUUUAAUCCGGCUAGAGAUCCAUGUUCAGUUUUAUGGGAUGUCCUGUUGGAAGACCUGGUGACUAUGGAAUUGACUCAUGGAAAAAAAGAUCUUCCAAAUGGUCCCCCUUCACGGCUUAUAAUGUAUCUACAAAGUCGUUCUCUGGAGGGAAAGGACCAGGUUCGUGUCAUAAAGUGUCAUCGUGAAUCUAAUCAAGCAUUUGAAGUUUAUUCUUCUAUCGAGCAAGCAAGAAAUGUUUAUGGACAAAGUCAAUCAAAGGCAUUGGUUAAAACAAAAAUGACUAGACCAUAUUCUCCUAUCGCUGAUGUGGCCAGCGCUGAAGGAAUUUGCACCUGGUCUCCUCAACAGAUGCCUGCUUCGACUUUUGGAAGCAGUGAGCAAUGAAGGAAUAAACAACGAUGGUAGCAAAAAAGUGAAGGAUGUUAUCACCAACUAAUAUCAUUUCAAGUUAGCUAUAGUUUUCCAUGGCUAAAAUAGCACAACACCCGCAAGGUACGAGUGGCAAUAAGCAGGACUAGUCAAUUUGCAUCUUCACAUUAGAAAUGCUUGUAUAUAUGUGUAUCCGCCUAUCUGGUAGAUGCGCUAGAAAGUUUUUAGGAGCAGAUGAAACCCUGGAAACUUGUACAGCUUCUUGCGUCCCUUUUAUACCUGUACUAUAAGUAGGUAGGUAGGUGGUGGCCUAAAAUCCCAUAAGCCAAAAAACACAUACAAGUAAGCUUCACCAUGUUGUCAUUGCUUAGAAACUGUACAGCUUGUGAUUUACCUUAUAUAUCUCCAUUAGUCCUAAUAUUUCCUUAGAUAUACGUCGCCUACAUAUUAAGUCAAACCUGAGUUACGAAGGGAAUUUUUUUUGUAGCAAUUCCCUUGAUGUUGUUGACCAACUUCUCAGCAGUUGCAAGUGAAUUUCAUUUAUUGUUUGCUAUUUUCCUGCUGCGUAUGUUCUCCCUUGAAAAGGUCAAAUGUUUCUGUUUG